GUCUGAGGGGCUCCUGCUUGUCAGGUUCUAGCUCAUGUUUUCUGCCUAGACAUAUGAUCAUUCCCGUGAGACUUCACUGCACGUUUUCUCAAGUGUCUUCCUCAUCCCUAAUGUGUAAUCCUUCAACAUGGACCUGCUACUUUAGCUAAGAUAUGACCAGCAACGAAUAGUAGUAAGAUAUGUGCUGAUUAGACGGCUCAAUUGUGCAGCGUGGAGGAUAAGACAGUGCCUUACAAAAAUGGGGUUUGGGAGUGACCUGAAGAAUUCACAUGAAGCUGUGUUAAAAUUGCAAGACUGGGAAUUACAGUUACUGGAAACAGUGAAGAAAUUUAUGGCCCUGAGAAUAAAAAGUGAUAAAGAAUAUGCAUCUACUUUACAGAACCUUUGUAAUCAAGUUGAUAAAGAAAGUACUAUCCAAAUGAAUUAUGUCAGCAAUGCAUCCAAGGGAAGGAAACUGAAAAGGCUAAGGAACGUUAUGACAAAGCCACAAUGAAACUUCAUAUGUUGCAUAAUCAGUAUGUAUUGGCAUUGAAAGGGGCGCAACUUCAUCAGAAUCAGUAUUAUGACACUACACUUCCUCUGCUUCUGGAUUCCUUACAAAAGAUGCAAGAAGAAAUGAUAAAAGCACUGAAAGGUAUAUUUGAUGAAUACAGCCAGAUAACCAGUCUUGUUACAGAGGAAAUAGUGAAUGUCCAUAAAGAGAUUCAAAUGUCAGUUGAACAGAUAGACCCUGGCACAGAAUACAAUAAUUUCAUAGAUGUUCACAGAACGACGGCUGCUAAGGAGCAAGAAAUUGAGUUUGAUACCUCCUUACUAGAAGACAAUGAAAAUCUACAGGCAAAUGAGAUUAUGUGGAAUAAUUUAACAGCAGAAAGUUUGCAAGUAAUGUUGAAAACUUUAGCAGAGGAACUUAUACAGACACAGCAGAUGCUUUUAAAUAAGGAGGAAGCUGUCCUGGAAUUAGAGAAGAGGAUUGAGGAAUCUUCUAAGACCUAUGAAAAGAAGUCUGAUAUUGUACUUCUGCUAAGCCAAAAACAGACACUUGAAGAGCUAAAACAGUCAGUCCAGCAGCUGAGAUGCACUGAGGCAAAGUUUACAGCACAGAAAGAAUUGCUAGAGCAAAAAGUACAAGAAAAUGAUGGGAAAGAGCCACCUCCAGUAGUAAAUUAUGAAGAAGAUGCACGAUCAGUUACAUCUAUGGAAAGAAAGGAGAGGCUCUCCAAAUUUGAGUCUAUUCGUCAUUCAAUUGCUGGAAUCAUUAGGUCUCCAAAGUCUGCACUGGGCUCUUCAACAUUCUGUGAUACGAUCCCCAUAAUUGAGAAGCCUCUGGCAGAACAGGAUUGGUACCAUGGUGCAAUUCCCAGAAUAGAAGCGCAAGAUCUGUUAAAACAACAAGGAGACUUCUUGGUGCGAGAGAGUCAUGGGAAACCUGGUGAAUAUGUCCUUUCUGUAUUUUCUGAUGGACAAAGGAGACACUUUAUCAUACAAUUUGUUGAUAACAUGUAUCGUUUUGAAGGCACUGGGUUUUCAAAUAUCCCUCAACUUAUAGACCAUCACUAUACAACCAAACAGGUCAUCACUAAGAAAUCAGGUGCAGUUCUGCUGAAUCCUAUUCCUAAGGAUAAGAAAUGGGUUCUCAAUCAUGAAGAUGUCACACUGGGAGAAUUACUGGGCAAGGGAAAUUUUGGUGAAGUAUUUAAGGGCAUAUUAAAGGAUAAAACUGCUGUUGCUGUUAAAACGUGUAAAGAAGAUCUUCCUCAGGAACUGAAAAUAAAAUUUUUACAAGAAGCCAAAAUUCUCAAGCAAUAUGAUCAUCCCAAUAUUGUCAAACUUAUAGGAGUUUGCACACAAAGACAGCCUAUCUACAUAAUUAUGGAACUGGUUCCAGGAGGUGAUUUCCUCUCCUUUCUGAGAAAGAAGAAGGAUGAAAUAAAACUCAAACAAUUAGUGAAAUUUUCAUUAGAUGCUGCUUCUGGUAUGGCCUAUCUUGAGAGUAAAAACUGUAUACACAGGGAUCUUGCUGCAAGAAACUGUCUGGUAGGUGAAAAUAAUGUUCUGAAAAUCAGUGACUUUGGAAUGUCUCGUCAAGAGGAUGGUGGAGUGUAUUCAUCUUCUGGCUUAAAGCAGAUUCCCAUUAAAUGGACGGCACCAGAGGCUCUUAAUUAUGGGAGAUACAGCUCUGAGAGUGAUGUGUGGAGCUUUGGCAUCCUCCUCUGGGAGACCUUCAGCUUAGGGGUCUGCCCAUACCCUGGAAUGACAAAUCAACAAGCUCGGGAACAAGUGGAAAGAGGAUACCGAAUGUCAGCCCCUCAGCAUUGUCCAGAGGACAUUUUUAAAAUUAUGAUGAAGUGUUGGGAUUAUAAACCUGAAAACCGCCCCAAGUUCACUGAACUUCAGAAAGAGCUCACUGUCAUCAAGAAGAAAAUCACAUAGUGACAGAACAGUGCAAACUCAGCCUCCAGGACUUGGUCCUCCAGCAGAGUAAUAUUGUUCUUCUCGUCAACAAUGAGUUUAUACCACGUUAUGUGCAACAGUCUUCUAAGCUUAUUUUUUUUAAUUAACUGUUUUUUAAAUAUGUGCCGUUAAAAAAAGUCAAAGGCAAAUGCAUUCAAGAAACAGGUCAGUCCUACCAAGGGCUUUCUCAGCUCACCACAGCAAUCCUGCCAUUUCAGCCCUUUGUAAAUAGAAAAGCACAGGAUCUAAAUGUGAGGGGGAACCAAUCCAUCUUUUUCACACCAGGACCAUCAAUGUUUCGCAGAGAUUUUUUACUUCAGACCCAGUUCACGGCUGCUGUCCCAUGCCACAGACCCUACUCGAUCGGUGCUAUCAGCUGCAUUGGUAAUGCCAUGUCUGCAGGACACAUUCCAACCAAAGUUGGCUUUCUGCUCUGCCAAGGCAAGAGUGUAUAUGUAAACAUCAUUUUAUACUGAGCGUUAUUUAGACCUCCUAGGGGUUUUCUUUCCUUUCUCGCCAGAAAUAAGCACAGUGUAAGAAUCCUCACAUUCCUGUCUUACUGGUAAAGCUGUUGUUUCCCUCCCCUUUUGUCCAGGCAUCAGAAAAUGAUGC
Molecule: messenger RNA, 3066 nt
Organism: Lipotes vexillifer (Yangtze River dolphin)
Lineage: Eukaryota; Metazoa; Chordata; Mammalia; Artiodactyla; Lipotidae
Gene: FER
Product: FER tyrosine kinase
Exons: 18
Coding region: 490-2433 (647 amino acids)
Biological process (GO): peptidyl-tyrosine phosphorylation
Molecular function (GO): ATP binding; non-membrane spanning protein tyrosine kinase activity
Source: RefSeq, a predicted model, not a curated record